Molecule: messenger RNA, 1029 nt
Organism: Epithele typhae
Lineage: Eukaryota; Fungi; Basidiomycota; Agaricomycetes; Polyporales; Epitheliaceae
Product: glutathione S-transferase
Exons: 7
Coding region: 1-1029 (342 amino acids)
Cellular component (GO): cytoplasm
Molecular function (GO): glutathione transferase activity
Source: RefSeq, a predicted model, not a curated record
AUGCAGCCCCUACAAGUACGAGGCACAUUUUCGCAGCCAUCCAUCCUUUUCAUCGGCUCCCCAUCCGCCAACCUCACGUCGAAGAAUGACCACAGACAUCGCUACAAGGGUCCAGACAAUACGACGGGCGCUUUUGUGCGCCCCGCAUCGUCAUUCCGCAAGUUCAUUCAGAGAGGAGGAGAGUUUCCGCCUGAAAAAGGUCGUUACCACCUCUAUGUCUCCUACGCCUGCCCGUGGGCGACGCGUACCCUGAUUGUUCGCAAGCUGAAGGGUCUCGAGGAUUUCAUCGGCGUCACUGUCGUCUCCCCUCGUAUGGGCUCCGAAGGGUGGCCCUUUGCAUCUGUGGACGCCUUCCCCGGCGCAGAUGCCGAUCCCUUCCACGACUCGAAGCACAUUCGGGACAUCUACCUCUCCAUCGAACCCAACUAUGAGGGCCGUUUCACCGUGCCUGUACUCUGGGACUCGAAGAGCAAGAUGAUUGUGAACAACGAAAGCUCGGAGAUCAUUCGCAUGCUGAACACUGAGUUCAACGACCUCCUCCCUGCGGAUAAGGCGGGUCUUGACCUCUACCCGGAGUCGCUGCGCAAGGACAUUGACGAGGUCAAUGAUUGGGUGUACCCAACCAUCAACAACGGCGUCUACCGUUCCGGCUUCGCGACCUCGCAAGAAGCGUACGAAGCUGCCGUCGUUCCCCUUUUCGAGUCCCUCGACCGCGUUGAGAAGAUGCUUGCUGGCAAAGACUACCUCAUCGGCGACACCCUGACCGAGGCGGACGUCCGCCUGUUCGUGACAAUAAUUCGCUUCGACCCGGUGUAUGUCGGCCACUUCAAGUGCAACAUCCGCACUAUCCGCGACGGCUAUCCGGCGAUCGACCUCUGGAUGCGCAAGCUGUACUGGAAGAACGACGCAUUUUCGUCAACGUGCAACUUCGAACAUAUCAAGACCCACUACUACUGGUCGCACCCGCACGUUAACCCUACCAGGGUCGUUCCCGUGGGCCGAUCCCUCAUAUUCGCCCUCUGUAAAUAG